Molecule: messenger RNA, 390 nt
Organism: Dermatophagoides pteronyssinus (European house dust mite)
Lineage: Eukaryota; Metazoa; Arthropoda; Arachnida; Sarcoptiformes; Pyroglyphidae
Source: RefSeq, a predicted model, not a curated record
AUGUGGCGUGGUUUUGGUGCCGAAACUGAUUCGGAGCCAUUACCGGCUCAACGAAGUUAUUUUCGUCCACGUAUUCAAUCAAUAUCGGGUGUAUUGGCAAUGACCAAACAACGUUUGUUCACAAUGGCACCACGUGAUGAUCCAGAUCAAUCAUUACCUGCACAUACAGCAUCAAUACAUCCAGUAACAGCAAUGAAUCAUCAUCAUUCGCAUCAUUCACAUCAUUUAAAUCUAAAUGAUCCAUAUCUAUUGAAUGGUGCACUUGGUUUACUUGGUGCACGUUGUCCAUCACCAGCACGUUCAAGUUAUGGUGAUAUUAUGUCAUUUAGUCGUUCAGUAUCUGCACGGCCAUCGAUUGAUUCACAAACAGCACAUGCUAUUUAUGUUUGA